GGCACUGUAACCAGCCAACAGCUCAUUUCCUCAGCAGUUACGAUAACAUUGCAUUCAUCUGUAACUGACGCUCAUAUGCCCACCUGACUCCCGCCUCUGCCGGCUGCCUCUGUGUUGAUAAAGGUGAUGAAAAGCCAUUCCAUUCCAAUCAUGACAGUCAACUCCAGCUUCAAGCUUGACAAUGCCACCCUGGCCCUGUUUCAGAGUGUGAACACCAGCAUAGUCAUCUCUACCGUCUAUGUGAUUGUAGCUGUCCUGGGCCUGGUGGGAAAUAUUUUCUCCAUGUGGAUCCUUGUCUGCCGCACCUCCCCAAAGACUCCCUCCAUCAUCUUUAUGAUUCAUCUCACCCUCACUGACCUGGCUCUCGGCUUGGCUUUACCCUUUCAGAUUGCCUACCAGAUCAAAGGAUACCACUGGAACCUGGGACCCCAGAUGUGCAGCAUCCUGACCCUGGUCUUCUACACCAACAUGUACUGCUCCAUCCUGACCAUGAUGGCCAUCGCCAUUGACCGCUACCUUGGCAUCGUCCAUCCCAUGCAGUUCAGACAGGGCAGGAAGAGGAAGAGCGUCGCCAUCUUCAGCUGCCUCAUCAUGUGGGGUAUCGUCCUGAGCGUCCUGCACCCGCUGAUGACCACAGACCUGACCUUUGAUAUCCCUGAACUCGGGAUAACCACAUGCUUUGACGUGCUGAAGAAAAACAUGCUCCCUUCCACGGCCGCCUGGGCGGGAUUUGUGUUCAGCAUGGUGUUCGUCCUCUUCUUCUUCCCCUUCUGUGUCACGACAAUCUGCUACAUCAGGGUGAUAUACCAGCUAUCCAGAGACUCCAAGACGGUGCAGAAAAGGAGAGCGAUACGUCUGGCUUUGGUUGUCAUACUGGUUUUCACCCUCUGCUUUGCUCCUAACAACAUCCUGCUGCUGGCUCACGGGGUCAUAAGACUCUACUAUGGCCAGUCUCUUUACAUGUACUACAAACUGACUCUCUGUUUAAGCUGCUUCAACAGCUGCCUGGACCCAUUCAUUUACUACUUUGCAUCCAGGGAUUUCAGGCAAAAGCUGAGACACAUAAUGAAUCUACGGAGCCAGAGCAGUGCAGACUCAACAAGGAUUGAGCAUAAAGACAGUUUGUAUUCUGCACAUUGCACCUUUGAAGGUCAAGACAGAGAGCACAGCAAGGUUGCACUGAUGCCGCACACCACCGCAGAAUAGAUAUACAGGGGGAGAUAAAGAGGAGGGGAGGUUACAAUGGUGUGGGAAAGGAAGCAGAGGGAAGACACCUUGGUUUAGGUCGGCCUGAAUGUGUUUAAGCUGUCAAAGCAUCUUUUCCUUGUGUGAAAUUAUAAAACCAGCUUAUUUUUUAUGUGAAAUGUGAACCAUAAAAAAAAACAAAAACAAAACAGCAGUUGAUUCUCAUAGCUAUUUUUCUGCAUUACCUUCUGUUUCAUAUCUAAGAAAUGUGAAGCAUGUAUUACUGUAUGUGUUCAUUGUUAUAUUCACCAUUAGCAAGCAACUGUUACUUUGAACGAUAUGUAGCAUUCACAAGUGUAAAUAUAUGUAAAUAAAGUCUGU
This is a messenger RNA of Cheilinus undulatus (humphead wrasse), 1566 nucleotides long. It is a transcript of the gene p2ry8, whose product is annotated as P2Y receptor family member 8. The transcript has 3 exons. The record is from RefSeq and is a predicted model, not a curated record. Gene Ontology annotation, molecular function: G protein-coupled receptor activity. NCBI's taxonomy places the organism in Eukaryota, Metazoa, Chordata, Actinopteri, Labriformes, Labridae. Gene Ontology annotation, biological process: phospholipase C-activating G protein-coupled receptor signaling pathway; positive regulation of Rho protein signal transduction. Gene Ontology annotation, cellular component: membrane. The coding region runs from base 127 to 1206 and encodes 359 amino acids.